Wyeomyia smithii (pitcher-plant mosquito) is the source of this 1562-nucleotide messenger RNA. Its product is annotated as SPRY domain-containing protein 7. Gene Ontology annotation, molecular function: protein binding. Bases 349 to 1023 code for a protein of 224 amino acids. Lineage: Eukaryota; Metazoa; Arthropoda; Insecta; Diptera; Culicidae. The transcript has 2 exons. The record is from RefSeq and is a predicted model, not a curated record.
UGUUCGCACCUACGUGAACUCUCGUAUGUAAUUGUCAAAAUGUGCGUGAAGACAAAAGCAAAAAUAUUUCCUUCUUUCUUUUUCGCACGAAGAAACCAAACAAAUAUCAGCAACACCGUCAACGCGAAUUUACGAACUUACAUGUGUUACAAACAUAAAAACAGUUAUGCUUACCGUUAUGCGUCAAAACAAAACGAUGGGUGACGUUUUGAAGUGAAACCAAGAAAACAGAUUUCAACAAAAUAGCAGUAGUAAAGAACUAAUGAUAACUUUUAUCUAAAUUUUUGUGCUAUCUAUGCCACAAGCCGAUGUAAAAUAGUAAAAAAAUUUAUAACUAAUGUGCGAAUCAUGUUUUGCUGUCUCAAAAGUUGUUUAAAUGGUGUGCUGCCCCCGCAGACGGUACCAAUGCGCAAGGAAAACGAACCUAUCCAGCUGGAUACAGCACAUAUGGGUCACGAAGUCGUGGUGAUAAAAAGCGGCCAGAGGGCAUGCGGUUCAGGUGGUGUCAUAGCAAACACAGCAUUACUGCAAUCUAAAUCCUAUUUUGAAGUGAAGCUUCAGCAAGGUGGCCAGUGGUCAGUAGGGCUAGCUACGCUGCAAGCAGAUUUAAACCAGUCCAAAGGAGGCUUUGAUAAGGAGAGUUGGUGCCUAACAUCGGACCAUGUCGUUUAUCAUAACGCUAAACCAUUACACAAGCUGGAGAGUAAAGCUACAGAGGAGUGCGAUUCCAAAGUGGAUCCGGCAGGCUUUCCGAAGUUGGAAACAGCAGUGAAUUCCUUAUUUGUUAAUGACACAGGCCUUCCACAAGAAGGUGACACCAUUGGUGUUGCCUAUGACCACGUGGAACUAAACUUUUACUUGAAUGGAGUCAAUCUUAACGUCCCGGUGCUCAGUGUACGCGGAACUGUUUUCCCAUGCAUAUUUGUAGAUGAUGGAGCUAUUCUGGACAUUGUGCUGAAUAACUUUCAGUUCAGUCCUCCGCCCGGUUUCGAACGAAUUCUCAUUGAACAAUCGCUUCUGUGAUUGACCACGAAUAAGAAUUAUUAUUUCCUAUUUAAAUUGUACUAUAAGGUCUAAUUAUUCUACACUCUCAAUUUUAAUAUUCUUGGUUAGCACCAAUGUUUGACGAUUGCCCUUUCCAUCCAAAGAGCACGCUUUAAUGACUGUUCAUAUUAAUGAUUGUUAUGUUUAGCUAAUUGUGUCGAUAAUCAAUAUCAAUAGUUUAUCAUAUUUAAUUUACUGUUCUUUUUGUAAAAACCUCCUACGAAACUAAUAAAUUAAAUUAAUUUAAUUAAGACAUUUACCUAAGAGAAACGUAUCAAGUUAGGCAUUAUAAACAGGAAUUUAAAACGUGACGAAACCCCAUGAAAUAAGGCAGUGCUUGCUACUACUUUUAUUACUUACUUUUAGUUCUUUGUUGUACUUUAUUAUUCGUGUUAAUUUUAAAUGGCAACUAGCUUUAAUUUUUGAAACGGUCUCCCUGGCAGCAGUGAGUAAGAUCUUAACCAAAACAACAAAUACCUUGUACUGAUCGUUAGUAAAUAGCAUUUAUAAGAGAUAAA